GGGGUCGGCGGGGCUCGGCCCGGGUCGGCGGGGCGCAGAGGGAGCCGCCUCCGGGCGGAUGGAUUGACUCGGAGAUGGGUCGGAUUACACCGUUUGCCGUGCGGCGCUCCGCUCGGCUCCAGGUCCAGCUCCGUCCCGCCGCCGCCGCCGCCGCCGCCGCCGCGAGGCUCGGGGGCGGAGAGUUCCAGGCUCCGCCGAGGAAACCGAGACCGAAGGCGACAGGGGCAGCUCGGUUUCCCCAUGGCGUCUCUGUUUUCUUCUCCCCCUGAUCGUGACAAGCCUUUUAUUUUCGCCAGCCUCCUCGCGCCAGUGAGAGAACUAAGUGGGGUUUCUGAGGCUGCGCUGCUCUGACGUCGUCCCAGCCCACCAUGAAGCCCUUCCUGCUUGGUGUCUACAUGCUACUCCUCAGGAUUUCCCAGUCAAGGGCAGUCAGCUUUCCUGAAGAUGAUGAGCCUCUUAACACUGUUGACUACCACUAUUCAAGGCAAUAUCCGGUUUUUCGAGGACGCCCUUCGGGCAAUGAAUCGCAGCACAGGCUGGAAUUUCAGCUGAUGUUGAAAAUUCGAGACACACUUUAUAUUGCUGGCAGGGAUCAAGUUUAUUCAGUAAACUUAAAUGAAAUCCCCAAAACAGAAGUCAUACCAAGCAAGAAGCUGACAUGGCGAUCAAAACAACAGGAUCGAGAAAACUGUGCUAUGAAAGGCAAACAUAAAGAUGAAUGCCACAAUUUCAUCAAAGUAUUUGUCCCAAGAAACGAUGAGGUAGUUUUUGUUUGUGGUACCAAUGCAUUCAAUCCUAUGUGCAGAUACUAUAGGCUGAAUACCUUAGAGUAUGAUGGGGAAGAAAUUAAUGGCCUGGCAAGAUGCCCAUUUGAUCCCAGACAAACCAAUGUUGCCCUUUUUGCUGAUGGGAAGCUGUAUUCUGCCACGGUGGCUGACUUCCUGUCCAGUGAUCACGUUAUUUAUCGAAGCAUGGGGGAUGGAUCCGCCCUUCGUACAAUCAGAUAUGAUUCCAAAUGGAUAAAAGAGCCACACUUCCUUCAUGGCAUAGAGUACGGAAACUACGUCUAUUUCUUCUUUCGAGAAAUUGCCGUAGAGCACAAUAAUUUAGGCAAGGCUGUCUAUUCUCGAGUGGCCCGCAUAUGUAAAAACGACAUGGGUGGCUCCCAGCGGGUCCUGGACAAACACUGGACCUCGUUUCUGAAGGCUCGGCUUAACUGCUCUGUCCCUGGAGAUUCAUUCUUCUACUUUGAUGUUCUACAGUCUAUCACAGACAUCAUACAAAUCAAUGGUGUCCCCACUGUGGUCGGGGUGUUUACCACACAGCUGAACAGCAUUCCUGGUUCUGCGGUCUGUGCAUUUAGCAUGGAUGACAUCGAAAAAGUAUUCAAAGGACGAUUUAAAGAACAGAAAACCCCAGAUUCUGUUUGGACUGCAGUCCCUGAAGACAAAGUACCAAAGCCAAGGCCUGGCUGCUGUGCAAAACAUGGCCUCGCAGAGGCAUACAAAACCUCCAUCGAAUUCCCCGAUGAGACUUUGGCCUUCAUCAAAUCCCACCCGCUGAUGGACGCUGCCGUUCCCCUCAUCGCUGAUGAGCCCUGGUUCACCAAGACGCGAGUCAGGUACCGCCUGACUGCCAUCGCGGUGGACCACUCGGCGGGGCCACACCAGAACUACACGGUUAUCUUCGUUGGCUCUGAGGCUGGGGUGGUGCUCAAAGUGCUGGCGAAGACCACGGCUUUCUCCCUGAAUGACAGCGUGUUACUGGAAGAGAUAGAAGCCUACAACCAUGCCAAGUGCAAUGCCGAGAAUGAGGAAGACAGAAAGGUCCUCUCCUUGCAGCUGGACAAGGACCACCACGCACUGUAUGUGGCUUUCUCUAGCUGCAUUGUCCGAAUAACCCUCAGCCGCUGCGAGCGGUAUGGAUCGUGUAAAAAGUCUUGUAUUGCAUCACGGGACCCGUACUGUGGCUGGUUAAGCCAGGGGAUCUGCGGGAGAGUGACCCCAGGAAUGCUCACCGGAGUGUACGAGCAGGACACAGAGUACGGCCACACGGCCCACCUAGGGGACUGCCACGAAGAUCUAGAGAGAGGAAGUCUAACCGUAGAAAUUUUGCCUACUUCAACUACACCAGAUUACAAAAUAUUUGGCGGUCCAACAUCUGACAUGGAGGUAUCUUCGUCUUCUGUUACCACAGUGGCAAGUAUCCCAGAAAUUACACCUAAAGUGAUUGAUACCUGGAGACCUAAACUGACGAGCUCCCGGAAAUUUGUAGUCCAAGACGACCCAAACACUUCUGAUUUUACUGAUCCCUUAUCAGGUAUCCCAAAGGGUGUGCGAUGGGAGGUCCAGUCUGGGGAGUCCAGCCAGAUGGUCCACAUGAACGUGCUCAUCACCUGUGUCUUUGCCGCCUUCGUCCUGGGCGCCUUCAUCGCUGGCGUGGCCGUCUACUGCUACCGCGACGUGUUUGUGCGAAAGAACAGAAAGAUCCACAAAGAUGCGGAAUCAGCCCAGUCGUGCACAGACUCCAGUGGAAGUUUCGCCAAACUGAAUGGCCUUUUUGACAGCCCAGUGAAGGAAUACCAACAGAAUAUCGAUUCUCCUAAACUCUACAGCAACCUGCUGACCAGCAGGAAAGAGCUGCCGCCGAGUGGAGACACGAAGUCCAUGGUGUUGGACCACCGCGGCCAGCCUCCAGAGCUGGCUGCUCUCCCCACACCGGAGUCCACCCCGGUGCUGCACCAGAAGCCUCUGCAGGCCAUGCAGAGCCACUCAGACAAGGCCCACAGCCACGGGGCUUCCAGGAAGGAAGCCCCGCAGUUUUUCCCUUCCAGUCCUCCGCCCCACUCCCCGCUGAGCCACGGGCACAUCCCCAGUGCUAUUGUCCUCCCAAACGCCACCCAUGACUACAACACGUCUUUCUCAAACUCCAAUGCUCACAAAGCAGAGAAGAAGCUGCAGCACGUGGACCAUCCCCUCACAAAGUCAUCUAGCAAAAGGGACCACCGGCGUUCUGUGGACUCCAGAAACACCCUCAAUGAUCUCCUGAAGCAUCUCAAUGACCCCAGUAGUAACCCCAAAGCCAUCAUGGGCGACAUCCAGAUGGCCCACCAGAGCUUGAUGCUGGAUCCCAUGGGGCCCAUGUCCGAGGUGCCCCCCAAGGUGCCCAACCGGGAGGCGUCUCUCUACUCUCCCCCUUCAACACUCCCCAGAAACAGUCCGACCAAGCGAGUGGAUGUCCCCACCACUCCCGGGGCCCCAAUGACCUCUCUGGAAAGACAAAGGGGCUAUCACAAAAGUUCCUCACAGAGGCACUCCAUAUCUGCCAUGCCUAAAAACUUCAACUCACAGAAUGGUGUUUUGUUGUCCAGACAGCCCAGUAUGAGCCGUGGGGGAUAUGUGCCCACCCCCACGGGGGCAAAAGUGGACUUUAUUCAGGGGACGCCCGUGAGUGUCCACCUCCAGCCGUCCCUGUCCAGACAGAGCAGCUACACCAGUAACGGCACCCUCCCCAGGACGGGACUAAAGAGGACACCGUCCUUAAAACCUGACGUGCCACCAAAGCCUUCCUUUGCUCCUCAGACGACGUCUGUGAGACCGCUGAACAAAUACACCUACUAGGCCUCCAGCGUGCUGUUCUGUGUGGCUUUAUCCUGUCCGUGUCCUUGAGAGGUACCUUAAGACGAGACACCUGCUUGUAUUUUAAGAGAACUAACGGGCCAAAGAACUCCCUCCCUUUGGCAGUAUCAGAACUAGCCCCAUGUAGCUCCCAAGGGCAGGCUUCUGUGUACUUGUCCGGAAACAAAGGAAGGUGCUGGUCAUUCCAUUUCUUUUGUUUGAAGCUGAUGUGGUGUGUGGCUCCGAAGGGCUGCUUUACCAGUAGGAAGAGUGGAUUCAGUACUCAGAAGAAUCUGUGAACAAAUACUUGAAAAUGGGUUCAAUUCAGACUGCCAUUACGAGUGGUCUUCCCAUUCAAUGUGAACAUUUUAACUAUGUAUGCAUUCACCUUGCCUCUUGCACAAAUGUCAAAAAAUAAAAAAAGAUGGUAAUAUCUCAAAGAAAUGAACUUGUAGAUUACCAUGCAGUUUGCUGAAAAUUCAAUCUUUGACCCAAACUGUAGCAUUUUUUUCCAACUGUAGCAUGAGCAUUUUUCUCAUGCCACCAACAAACCAUGUUGCAGCUGUGUGUGUGUGUGUGUGUGUGUGUGUGUGUGUGAGAGAGAGAGAGAGAGAGAUUCUGAGUUCUGUGCCCACUAGGAUUCGUGUAGAUUCCCAUUGCAACUUUCUGUGCUAUGGAGUUGUUUACAUUGACUGAAUAACAGAUACUUCUUCCCGCGCCAGCCCACUGGCUCCGAGAGGGGAAUCACCCCAGACUCCCCCAACAGUGAAAUACGAGCUUCAUUUCCAUGGUACCCAAUGCCAGAAUGUAAGAGUUCCCAUAAUUUUGUGCUGCUAUCCCUUAACACUUCUGUUCCAGUCUUGCCAGCUUGCGGAGCUAGAGAUAUAAAGAGGUACCCUUGGUUUAUCCACCAGUAUUGAGUAGCAAAAUUUAACUGUCCACUGUGAAACGGAGCCUGAGUUGCUAUUUAACCUCAGACACACUAAUAAGUUGGGUUUUUGUUUCCCCCACAGAGUAAAAAUGUUUCACUCCUGAUUCCUCCUACCCACAAGGUAAAAAAUAAAUACAAAAACAAAAACAGUACAGAAGAAAAGACCUACGAGAGGAAUUGUAAUUGGCAUAAGCAGAAUGGUCUGUGGAAACGUAAUGAGUAGUUACAAUCAUGUUGUCUCUGUUGUGUUAUGUGAGGAUUUUCUCCUGAGUCGUGCAGGUUAUGACGACGUACUGUAAAUAUCACAUGUGAGUUUACCUGAAUCUGUGCAUUUUGUGCCUUAUUCACGAGAACGAUAGAAGUACUAAAAUAUGUCAAGUGUUUUCAGCAUAGCACAUCAUUUACUGAGUGCCACUUGUAAAUGUUUUUCAACCAGCACCUGAAAAGACUUUUACAAAAAAAAAAAUCAUAAAAAUGACCAAGAACAAUGAAUUGGUACACAGUCAGUCGUAAUAGCAGCCUUGCAUCCUUUGCUGUGGUAAGCAUUCCAUGCCUGCUUUCCUGGGGAUAAAGCAGGGAAAAUGUGGAGUCAGACGAGGUUUCCCUGGGAGAGCCACUGCCACAGGGAGUGGCAGAUCCACCUACGGCUAAAUCCCAUCCCAAUGCCAGUGUCAGUUGAUACGCCACACACCAACCAGUUAUUUAUUGAACCUAAUCUAGAAAGUACCAUGGCAGAAGAAGACGGCUGACCCAGUCAGACAGUAAGUUUAGCUGAUUUCUGGAACAACCCUGAUGCUGUCUAUUGCUUGAGGGAGGAUGUGAUGCGGAAGACCUGAUCAUUUUUAUACAGAAUGUCGAAUACUGAUAUACUGAUGCAGUUAUUCUUUUCCUUUGAGAACACUGUUUUAUAAAGAACCUGAUUUCCUGUGAUCUCAAAAAAGCUAAAACAUCUGUUCUUGAAACACUUCAGCUUUGCAACUAAAAUAUUACUGAUUAAUAAUAAUAAAUUAAACCAACCCAUGAUAAACACUACUCAGUCCACCACCAACAGACAUGUGUUUGAAUUUACCUUACCAAUAUUAAUCCCAGCGUGGUAACUCUGUGUGACCCCAGAUAACAUUUUGUAACAUUGUGCGGCCUUGUAGUUCGUGAGUUCUAUCAGUAUUUAUGUUGAGAUUUCUAACAUUGACUCUAGUCUGUAUCUUGUUAAUUUAAUUUUUAAAUGCUUUAUCCAUUUGUGCAAAGGUAAACACAGAUUGUAUCUUUUUUAAUGGUACGGCAUAAAAAGUAACCCUAAAGUGAAGUGGCUCUAUACUGUUUUAUAGAGUACUUUAACAUGUAUAGAUAUCUUGUAAACUUGUAUUGUGGAUGUGUAAAUAAUAUGUACUUUGGGUUUUUAACACCGCAUGUAAAGUUAAAAUAAACUAUACAAAUCAUUA
Messenger RNA from Heterocephalus glaber (naked mole-rat), 5987 nucleotides. RefSeq names its product semaphorin 6D (gene Sema6d). Gene Ontology annotation, molecular function: semaphorin receptor binding; chemorepellent activity. NCBI's taxonomy places the organism in Eukaryota, Metazoa, Chordata, Mammalia, Rodentia, Bathyergidae. Gene Ontology annotation, biological process: semaphorin-plexin signaling pathway; positive regulation of cell migration; neural crest cell migration. Gene Ontology annotation, cellular component: plasma membrane. The record is from RefSeq and is a predicted model, not a curated record.